This is a messenger RNA of Nannizzia gypsea CBS 118893, 2229 nucleotides long. RefSeq names its product mitochondrial membrane protein Pet127. The record is from RefSeq and is a predicted model, not a curated record. Gene Ontology annotation, biological process: mitochondrial RNA 5'-end processing. Bases 1 to 2229 code for a protein of 742 amino acids. The transcript has 5 exons. Lineage: Eukaryota; Fungi; Ascomycota; Eurotiomycetes; Onygenales; Arthrodermataceae. Gene Ontology annotation, cellular component: mitochondrial envelope; mitochondrion.
AUGCUGUCUAAGUCGAUAAGACGGCCAAUUUGCUCCUACGUCUGUCAAUCGUGCCUGUCAAGAAGCGUUGCGCUCUCUUCUACCGUUAUACGCCGUCACAACCAUGGCACUUUUCCCAUACAACCGGACGCACCCCCCCAGUCCAACAGCGUGGGAGUAAAACCGAACGAGGGAGGAAGCAUUGAAGGAACAGGGAGUGAGAAAUCUCUCGGUGGCAAAAAGAAGGGAAAAGGGAAAGAGAAGGCUGAUGCGAAUAAAGCGAGCAAAUCUACCCAAGAUGCACCAUCGGUACAAUCGGCGAAUACCCAAGUCGUCCCAGAGAUAGAAGAGAAAUCUGCCAAAACGCGAAAGUCAAAGUCGAAGACGAGGAAGAAAAAGGCUGCAGCGCAGACCAAGAAAUUGGCUGGUAACUCGGACGAGAAUAUAAAGAAUAUGAUCCUAAUUCAGCAGAAAUCAAAACUUCGACUGAAAAAGCUUCGACCCAGCAAAGUUAUAGCGGCCCUAAACCUCGCAGCUCAGAAUGGAAAGUCGAAAUCGGGCAAAGCGUCCAAAGGUGGUCUAGAUGAAUUUGCUCCCGUGAGAUCUGCGUCUCCCAAGCUCACAAGCGAGGUUACUCUUGGGGACAUUGAAAUACUUCCCUUGAACACUGAAUCAGAUGAAGUUCCCUCCCUGUCAUAUGGUCUGGAUAGAGUAUUAUUCAACCCUGGCGUUUAUCAAUUACAGGAUCCUCGGACGAUGGUUUAUAACUUUGACCCAUACCUACGCGACAUAAUGCCCGUUUCCGAGUUUGACUUCAAAGCGCUGAAUGACUACAUCACAUCUUCGAAAGAUACCGUGCUCAAGGACAAAGCGAUAGCAGCGGGGAAAAAAUACAUUGGGUCCUCGUCUAGUAUGACCGGUGUGCUUUCACAUUUCCAUUUCUUAUUGUCUGAAUGGCGGGAGCUCAACACGUCGCACCUAUCGAAUUCUUUUCCGGCUACCUCGAAAACCUAUACAAAGCUUUCUCGGCUCCCCGCAGUUGUUUUCCUGAGAUAUAAAGAUGGAGUCUAUGCUGUCGAUGCUGAUAAAGAAUGGGACACGUCCAAUGUGUUGAUGGGACUAGGAAAGUCCAUGGAGAAACUGCUCACUAUCCCCAGAGACCAGUAUGAACGCUACCGGAGGAACAGCCCGGACAAGAUACUGAAAGAGGACUCUCCCCCUGAGGUCUACCACUAUUCGACAUGCGGUGAUUUCUUGAUGAGAUCACAACUUGACGCAUACGAUCCCCGUCUCCCGGGCACUGGUAUGUUCGAUUUGAAGACUCGCGCCGUUGUUUCCAUUCGCAUGGAUGCCAGAGAGCCAUGGAACGCGAUGGGAUAUCAAAUAAAGACACGCCUGGGAGAUUUUGAGUCUUUUGAGCGGGAGUACUAUGAUAUGAUGCGCUCUGCAUUCUUGAAAUAUCAUCUUCAGGUUCGCAUUGGUCGAAUGGAUGGCAUAUUUGUUGCCUUCCAUAACAUCAAACGAAUAUUCGGAUUCCAGUAUAUCAGCUUACCAGAGAUGGACAAGUGUAUCCAUGGUCAAGAGGAUACAGCUCUCGGCGAUGCAGAGUUCAAACUCAGUCUUAAUAUAUGGAAUAAGGUCAUUGACGUGGCUACGGAGGCAUUCCCCAAGCAGUCCCUGAGAUUCCACUUUGAUACCCGUGAAACUCAGAAUCCAUUUAUGUACAUCUUUGCCGAACCCAUGACCGAAGAAGAUAUAACAAAGAUCCAGGAAAGAAACCUUGAUGAAAUCCAGGCUUACGAAAAGAGAGUGUUCUACCCUGAGCUCCUUGAAGCUCAGCAGAAAGAUUCACUGGCUAGUGAAACGGAAAACCCUACCGAGCAAGAACCAGAGUUGAAAGAAUCAGCCUCCGGGGAUGAAAUUGAUCCUGAAAAGCCUUUACUUGCCAUGGCUUUAUCAAUUCGCAAUUUUGUCAACGGCAAUGAAGUGGACAGGCCCACCAAGUUCACUGCCAAUGAUACAUGGACUGUGAAAUACCAGCUUGCUCAUUUUGGCAAAGAACGAGGAUGGACUCUGUAUAAUGCAUGCAAGAAACGGCGGUCAAGAUUCCUUGGAGCUCUAGAGGACGAUGAAGCACCGAACUCGGCCUUUAAAGAGAGAUUGAACGCGAUCAGCAAGGACGGUCAGAAAUGGAGAGACGAGAUGGAUAAAAUCGAGAAAGCAAAGGGUAUUAUUCAAUACCAGGGCUAG